AAGAUGCUACAGCUUGCAUAAUAUUCGGAAGGAAAUUCUUCACCAUAAAGGCACGGAGACGGUGAACGGUCAGGAGCAGGGGAAAAGAAUGAAUUCUGAUGAUAUUUACGAAAAUCUUCCCUGUCACACCGAUGAGGCAUUGCGGAACGGGAACGGAACGUCAACUACCGGCAACAGAGUGUCGUCUGUGAUGAUGGAGGGAGGAGGAGGAGGAGGAGUAGCAGGAGGUCGGAAUCGACACACUGCCGAGGGUGACGAACACGGCGAAGGCAAGGUGCAAAAUAAUCUCGCCCUCAACAGCAAGGACAUGUUGUAUGCGACGCCGUUGAAAAAAUCCGAACGACCGGUAAAGGUGCUAAAUAAUGCACCAGCGAUGCAGAAUGGGAAUGGUGGUGGCGGUGGUGGCCGGCAGAACACGACCACGGCCAACACUGGCACCUUCAGCGGCGAAGCGGAGCGCGACACGAAGAUCAUCAAUGCCGAGCUGGAGGAUCGACGGAUACGGGACUUUCUGAAGGAUACGUCCCAAAUGCACAAGAAAAUCGAGCUUCACAAAACGUACCAAAGUUCGAACUUUUCCUACCUCGCGCGAAAGGAACACUUUGCCGAUCUGGUGCAGCGCAACGUGAACAGCAGCAAUGGGGCGGCGGCUGACCAUCACUACCCAGAGCCGGCUGGUGAUGGUGGGGAUGCUGCCGGGGACGAACCCGACUCAUCGGCGGCACUAGCAGUGGCGGCCGUUGGUGGGUACAAGACGCUGGCCGGCGAGGAAGAGGACAAAAACUUAGAUCUCGACAUCAAUGAAUCGCUGAACGAGUUGGAGGCGCGCUGCAAUGAAAAGCUCGAGAUGCUGGCCAAGCUAAACCGCACACGGUCGAGCACUGCGACCGAGCAACGAUCCCAGGAGGACAACGAACAGCAGGCCGAUCUGCUGGGUGCGCAGUUGAUGGUGGGCGGCGACGAGGGAGAUGCGGCAGUCGUUCCCAAACCGUCGGCACCACCGCUUUCCGCACUUACCACGGAACGGGGAUCGAAGGCCGGUGGUGGCAGCAACAACUUAACCGAUCCGAAUGCAGGCGGCGCUGGUAGCGGCGAGGCGAUAAUUAGCGCUCAUCUGAACCGCGAGUGGGUGCUGAAGAAGAUUGCUAUGUGUUUGGAGCAACGGAUCUCGAAGAAACCGGUGCCUCCGGUACCAACGGUCGGGGCAGGAGUUACCCAGUCCAUGGAAGGGGCACCCACACCUUCCGCUUCGUCUGUACCUCCAGCCGGACCGGGAGGAUAUUUUGCCCGAAGCGGCCAAGCGGUGGCAGCUAGCGGAGUGCCACCGACGGAUGGAGGGGGGCAUCAUCGGGGUGGAGAGAAUGGACUGCCUUCGCUCGGUUACCUUGUGCUGGGCUCAAACGGGUCGGGCAAAACGUCGAUUUGUAACGACAUCAUCGAGGGAACGUCAGGCACGAAAGGAAUGCUCAACAGGCGGCUGCUGGCAUGCUACUUUGUCAACUCACAGAAUCCCGAGUGUCACAGCUUGAGUAUGUUCAUUCGGAGCGUGAUUUUGCAAAUUUUAAGCCAUUCAAGCUACGUGAACAGCACAGGCAGCUGUGGCGUUGGUCCACCGGAGCUAAUCAACCUGUCGGAAGUAUCCGUGGAAGCGAACGAACUGCAGCCGGUCAAUACUAGCAACGAUUGUCUGCCGGAAGCGGAUCAGCAACAGCUUAAAGCGGAGCCGGUGCUACCCCAACCGGCAGGUGAAAGCCACGGCUCUAAUCAACCUGCGACAAUGGACGCGACGGACGGUUCGAACGAAGCCGUCGAUAAGGAGUUGGAGGAUGCGAUUAGAACGGAAAUGAAAAUUAACGAGCGAGUGGCCGAAUUCUGCUCCAAUCGCAAGAAAGUAUCGCGCCAGCAAUCGGAACCGGUAGAAAGCUUAAGCCGUGACCGGGAGCAACCGAAUUAUCCGUACAAAACGCAUCCGCCUGCAGUGGCGAAAGCGGGGACCGGCAAUGCAGGAGCGGAAGAGUCGAACGACGAUGAAAAGCUGGACAAAGCGACGAUGAGUCCGGGCAGGCCGGCGAAGGUGUCCAAGAUUCCAAUCGCUAUUGGCAGUACGAUUCGCAGUCCAAAAAAGAUGUCACCAACGAAGGAAGACGGCAGCGGUAAGCAGGAACAGCUGGAGCACCAUCCGGGUACGAAACCGACCCCGGAGGAGGAGGAGCAGGAUGACACUAUCCUCGAGGGUGGUGGAGAAGCGAUUGCCGAAGGCGAUAUGAGUGAUAUUAAGCUGGUGGAGGAUGAAGAAGAGGACGCGGUUGUAAAAUCGGACGUAAGCGAGAAAGCGAAACAGUCAGAACCGAUGGUUACGCCAGAACAACCGGCGGCGCGGAACGAUUCGGAGGAGAAGAAGCAGCACACGAUGCGUACGACGAAGCCGAUGGAGACGAGCAUACCGCCUCCGCUGCCAAAGUCAAAAAACUGUCGCCAGGUAAUAGCGGACGGGUACUAUGAGAUGCUGCUCAGCAAUCCGGACAUUUUUGAAUCGCUCACGGUAGACAGCAUCGAGAAGAAUCCGGACGAUUGCUUCAAGAAGGCGAUACUGUUCCCACUGCUGGAGCUGUGUCCGCCGAAAAACGCGCUGCUGCUGCUGAUUGACUCGAUCGACGAGAACUACAUCCAGGACGGCAAUCUCAUAUCGACGCUGAAGGGCAAGCAGGUGACGAAGAGCCGCAAUAUAGCGGAACUGCUCUCGAACCACAUCCACCUGAUGCCGAAAUGGCUGUUCAUGGUGUGUACGGCUAAAAAGCAGAACAAAAACAUCACCAAACUGUUCACCGGGUUCAAGAAGCUAACGCUGGACGAUCUGCGCAAGUCGCACGUGGUGAAGGACGUGCAGCAGUACAUCAUCAACCGGCUGAACACGGACUUCCGGGGCAUCAAUCUUACCAAAGACAUCAUCGAGAGCCUCAACCAGCUGUACAUCAAGUCGAACGGGUGUCUGCUGUAUCUGUACAAAGUGCUGAACGGGAUAAGGGAAAACUUUUUCACCUUCCGCGAGAUAAAGCUGAUACCGUGCACGCUGAACGGUUUGUACCUGUACAUAUGCCAGAAGUCCUUCAACAAGAAGCAGUACAGCAAGAUCCGCCCGAUCCUGAACGUGCUGCUCGUGUGCAACAGCUACGUGGAUAAGUACUUCAUCUACAAUUGUCUCCGCACGCACAACUACACGCUGGAGAUGGAGGACUUUGAGCGGCGGCUCGAGCUGAUGCGCAACAUCGUGGAGUACAGCCCGCUCAACCCGUGUGCCGUGCGGAUCUUCCACAACUCGUUCUGCGACUGGCUGAUCGAUGUGAAGUUUAGCACGAAAAAGUUUCUGUGCGAUCUGAACGAGGGGCACGUGAUGGUGUCGAUGUACUACACGGUCGUGGCGGACGAGAUCUGUCCGAACAAGCUGCGGCUGUAUCUGUACCAUCUGAUCAAGACGGGCGAGUAUCUGACGAGCAAAAAUGUGGAUCUCGAUCUGCUGCUGAUCCUGCUCGAGACGAAAUCGAACCUGAGCGACUGCUUCUACACCAACCUGCUCAACUGCUGCGCGAUGUGCGAGGACGAGUGCCGGAACGACAUCAAUCUAUCCGCACGCACCAAGUACAUGCUGGAUCGUUUCCUCAACGGUCAGCUGGGCGAUGACUUUAUGAUCUUUUUGAACGAUUUCUUCAAGCCCAACCUGCCGACGGACUGUAAGGUGCUGAAGCUGCUGAUCGAGACGGGCAUCAACAAUGCAGACACCGCGCUGUCGUGCGAGUCAUCCGCGAUCAAUUCACCCGUGCUGUCAGAUCGCUCGCAGAACAUCGAUUCGGAGCUGGCGGAACUGUUGAUCUCGAGCGAGAAGAGCUGCCAGCAGGAGCUGCAAAAGUCCAUCAAUCUGGAGCUGCUGGACUGUACCGGUGCUGUCGGUGGUGGUGGUGGUGGUGGUGGCAUGUUGGAUGGCGCACUGCUAGCCAGGGACGGUGGGGCGGGUCGUGUUUCGGCAGAACUUGCGCGCCAUCGAUACAGUGCAGGACCAUCAAUUACCAGUGGCGGUGUCGGUGGUGGUGAUGGUGGCAGUAGUGCACUGGGCGAUUCAAAAUCGGACAUCCAGAACGAUCGCGUCGGUAGCGGUGUGCAGUGCGACAUGUUUGAGGGCGAGAUGCACAAGGGCAAAGCGCUGAUUCACAUUCUGGCGAACGAAGGAAACCAUACGCUGCUGGAAAGAGCGUUGAAUGCCUGCAAAGAUCCAAUCGAUCUGGAAAUUGAAGAUCUCAACGGACAGACGGCACUCAACAUAGCGGCAAGGAACGGUCAUCAGGAGAUUGUAAAGCUGCUGCUUACCUACAAACAACCGCUGCGCGACGGCACCGGUCGGUAUCGAAUGAUUGACGUGAACCAUGCGGACCGUGACGGCUGGACACCGUUACGGUCCGCUUCCUGGGGUGGUCACACCGAGGUGGUGAAGCUGCUCAUCGAAACGGGUGUGUGUGCAAUUGAUCGGGCGGACAAGGAAGGCCGUACGGCGCUGCGGGCGGCGGCCUGGAGCGGCAACGAGGACAUCGUUAAGAUACUGAUAGAAGCCGGCGCAAACGUGAACUCGAUUGAUAAGCAGGGACGUACGUCACUGAUCGCUGCUUCGUACAUGGGCCACUAUGACAUCGUGGAGAUACUGCUGGAGAACGGGGCGGACGUGAAUCACACGGAUCUGGACGGCAGGAAUGCGCUGUGUGUGGCUGCACUGUGUGGCAGCUCGGGGUACAGUAGGGUAAUCUCGACGCUGCUAGAAUACGGCGCGAAUACGGACCAGACGGACAACGAAGGCAUGUCACCGCUGUUGGUGAGCUCGUUCGAAGGCAAUGCCGAGAUCUGUGAGCUGCUGCUGGAGAACGGAGCCGAUCCGGACAUGGCCGACAACAUGGGCAGGACACCGCUGUGGGCCGCGUGUACCUCGGGCCACGCGAAUGUGGUCAAGCUGCUACUGUUCUGGGGCUGCGGCAUCGAUUGUAUGGAUUCGGAGGGCCGUACGGUGCUGAGCGUAGCGGCGGCACAGGGCAAUCUGGAGACGGUGCGACAGCUGCUGGAUCGAGGCUUGGACGAGACGCAUCGUGACAAUGCAGGCUGGACACCGUUGCACUAUGCGGCCUUCGAAGGGUACGCCGAUAUCUGCGUGCAGCUGCUCGAAUCAGGCGCCAAGAUCGAUGAGUGUGACAAUGAGGGCAAGGCGGCGCUUCAUCUCGCUGCCCAGGAAGGCCACAAUGCCGUGAUGGAGGCAAUCCUGAACAUUCAUCGACCGUGCAUCGACCAGCGCGCGCACGAUGGGAAGACGGCGUUCCGUUUAGCGUGCUUGGAGGAACACUUUGAGUGUAUUCAAACGCUGCUGAAGUUUGGUUGUGAUAUCAACUCGAAGGAUGCCGAUUCGCGUACCACACUGUACAUUCUGGCACUGGAGAACAAGCUGAAGGCGGUCAAGUUCUUGCUGGAAUAUUCGAACGCGGACGUAAACAUUCCGGAUAGCGAGGGACGAACGGCACUGCACGUGUCCGCUUGGCAAGGUCACGCCGAGAUGGUGAAGCUGCUGAUAACACUCGGUAACGCUGAUGUUAAUGCGAUGGAUUUGGAAUCUAGAACACCGUUGCAUUCCUGUGCGUGGCAAGGCAACCACGAAGUGAUGCAGCUUUUGCUGUACUACGGUGCCGUUCCGGAUCAUGCCUGCAAACAGGGCGCAACGGCGCUGGGCAUUUCUGCACAGGAAGGACACGAAAAGUGCGUCAGCUACUUGCUGAAGUACGGUGCCAAUCCGUACAAGUCGGAUCACUGCGGACGAACGCCGAUCAAGCUGGCGGCUAAGUCGAACCGUAACAAUGUGCUACGAAUUCUCGAAAACUUCACCAAAAAUGAUUUGGAUUGUGGCAAGAUGAUGCAUCCCCAUCUGAACUUGAAAUCGCCGGAUGAAUUACCUCCGUGCAGCUCCAUACACAAUCCUUCGCCGUCGUCGGGCUAUCCGAACAAUCCGAACCUGCUGAUGCCGGCCGGUGGCGGUGGUGGUCCGGCGAUGGUUAACGUAUCGUCGACUAACUCCAACACCACCAGCUCUACGACACAGAACAACAAUUUCUACGAAAACACGAUGCACUCGGACACGAGCAGUCUGCAGAAGCGUAAAAGUGUCAUCUCUAGUCAAUCCACCGGUAGCAGUAAUGAGCAAGCGCCGAUGUCGUUUACGCAGCAACUUCAGAAACAUUCGCGCCAUCACAACUCGAAAUCGCAUCACAUCGUACAGCAACAGCACCAACCGCACCAUCAGCAGCAAACGUCUUCGUCCUCGGUGGCGAAGUUUUCGAACAAAAAACAUUCCCAGGUACUGCCGAAUGUCGAGGAGUACCAAGCAAAUAUAGCGUCAAACAUUCGCAUCAAUCCGAACGAUGCCGAUCUGUUCGAUCUGGGAUGUAUGUCGCCACUGUACGCGACGCCACCGCAUUCGCCGAGCAGUGAAAUUAGCUCGCCGGGACAAAAUCAGCCACCGUCGUCGCUGGCCCUGCUCGGCAAGCAGUUUGAAGAGAUGAACAUCAGCCUUUCGAACAACAGUACGAUUAUGAACCCGCACGAUAACCACUUUGCCCGAGAUACGCACAUGCGUAUCAUUCUCGGCAACAAUCAGAAGGAGAGCGGUCAACUACAGGGAGCGAGCGGUGGUGCCGGAGGUGGAGGAAAAUCAUCCAAACGCAGCGGAAUUGCAACCAAUCCGGCGAUGCGUUUGAUACGCAAUCGUAUAGAUUCCGCGGCGCAGCUUAUUCGCCGCACAAACAACAUGCUAUCGAGUAGUGGAAAUAACCAAGGUUCAUCCAGUAUUGGGGUGAAAUCGGGCACGUUCCAGUGGCGCAAAGAGAGCCAGAUGUAAUUGGCUGAACUGGCGCAAGUCAAACAGGGAUGUAAAAUUGACCUACCUACCUAACAGCGUGUGCUGGGGAAGUGUGCAACAGGUGGGCAGCAGUGGGUAGCAGCUACAUUCAGAUCGGAUCCCCCGAAAACGUGGUAAAAACAAAGCAAUGUGUGUUAUUAUAGCAUGUGGUCCACACGUGGCGGUGGAAUGGAAACGGUGUUGUUGCGCGGCGUUGGAAUGUUUAUACAUAUGAUACUCUUUCGUCCUCCCCCCCUGGCACGUAGUAUUUAAGAGUGCGCACCGAAUGUUCAGUGAAAUUUUUAAUUAUUAUAACGAUUCAGACGACCGAUCAUGCAUCUGUGGCUAAGGAUCGUGGCAUGAGCGAGAUGCGCUGUAUCCAAUGUGUGGUGGAGAAUGUGUGACUGGCGGCAGCCUAAGUAGUAGAUUGGAUCAGUAUGUGAUGAUAGUGUGGCAUUUAUUAUUAAACAAAGAGUGUGUUCUGCAUUUACGUACACCCGUAGCAAUGGAGAGCACGCGACACUUAAUGUAAGAGUUUAUCACCGGUUGUAGUAGAGCGGCGAACGCGGGGCGGGAACAUAGCAAGUAGCAUAGGGAAGCAAUGAACAACCCGCAUCAAAGAUUUCGUACUGUGUCGGUCUGACUUGACCGAACUAUUUACUAAACAUCACACGUAGAUGUUAGUCCAGUUGCUCAGCGGGGAAUAUAUUAAAAGUAAUAUCAUAAAUCAUAAAUUAUGAACCGGGCGAAAACGUACACACAUACACACAAACAAACACACAUUGAGCAUCGUUUGAAAACUUUACGACACUGUGUCUUAUCGCUUCUCGGGAUGAUGGAAUAUGGAUAGAACUUUUCCUGGUUUUCUAAGUUAGUUUCUUGCUUCGCAGAGUGCGAUAUUCUUGUACCAGUAUUUUGACUUUUCUUACAUGAGAUCUAUUUUUAUACCAAUUUAAUAAGCCAUGGCAAACAGUAAUGGGUGGUGUGCGUAUUGCGUUUUGGACUGAUUACAUUUGGGUAGUAGUUACAAAGUAUGUACAAUGUACGCUCGUUUUAAGUAGCAUACUAUUUUCAUACCAAUUUUUGUGUCGCGCUUAUCGGUUUAGCUUAGCCCCAACCCGUAGUAGGAAAUUAUUUAGUACCAGCCGCCAUGACAAUCUAUUUUUGUACCUUUUAUACACCUAUUGUCCAAUUUAGUGGGUUGUGUUUUGCCAUUUCCAGCUUUUU
This is a messenger RNA of Anopheles coluzzii, 8143 nucleotides long. Its product is annotated as ankyrin repeat domain-containing protein 50. Gene Ontology annotation, molecular function: protein binding. Bases 89 to 6916 code for a protein of 2275 amino acids. The transcript has 7 exons. Lineage: Eukaryota; Metazoa; Arthropoda; Insecta; Diptera; Culicidae. The record is from RefSeq and is a predicted model, not a curated record.